GAAGAAGGCGGCAAUGAGCCCUCCGGUUCUCGAUCACCGCCUGCUCGGUCUCAUACUGUCUCAUAUCGCAGUUGCCGCAGGCUGCCACCUGUCCUGAAACAUUUUCUGGUCUUACGCCGAAAGUGCUUUUUCGCGACGACGCGCUGGGUUUCUCCGAGUCAUCCAUGAUGCUGACCCGAUGACCGCCCGAGUCUUCUAAUUCUCGUUAUUAUCUAAAUGUCUCGUCAUAUAGUAUCCGGUUGGCUGUGCCGGGAACGCCUGCAUCACCCUCGCCGGUAUAAAUGUCUUCUUCAUCAUUUUGAUCAGCCGCGUCUUCACCCAUCAAAGAGAUGCGUCAUGUCCACCUCGCCGUGCUCCUUGGCUGUGCCGCUUUCGCCACAGCUUCGCCCUCCACUGCUCAGAACGACCAACGCUCAACCAAAGAUGCCAAAGUUCUAAUCCUUGGAGGAGGCGUCGCUGGCGUCAUUGCUGCGCGCACAUUGCAUCGCAAGGGGAUUACUGACUUCUUGAUUAUCGAAGCACGCGACGAGCUAGGUGGAAGGAUGCAGGAUUAUACUAUAGGUGUCCCUGGCAAGCAGUACACAAUCGAACUCGGUCCUAACUGGAUUCAGGGAACGCAGACUGGCAACGGGACAGCUAAUCCCAUUCUGACGCUCGCUCGGAAACAUCACGUCAAGAACCAGUAUAAUGAUCUUGAUGGCAGUAUCACGACAUACGACUAUAACGGGUUCAAAGACUAUCGCGACCUCUUGGACACGUCAAUCAAUCAAUUCACUCAAACUGGUGUAGUUGCAGGGGAACGCGUCUUGACGCAACAGGUUGACCUCGGCCUUCAAAGCGCCUACGGCAUCACCGGUGCAACUCCAAAGAACAUGUACGAAGCAGCCUGCCAGUAUUAUCAAGUCGACUGGGUACGUGAAUAUGCACAGUCCCCAGACCAGAAUUCGUGGAUAGCAUCGGCCUGGAACAACAACUUCACCUAUUAUACCGAUAUGGGUGGUUUCUCAGACGAGAACAACCUCUGCAUCGACCAGCGUGGUUUCAAAACCAUCAUCCAAGCCGAAGCUGCAGAGUUUCUUCAACCUCAGCAAGUCUCCCUGAAUUCCGUUGUUACAACGAUUGAAUACAGUGGGGAUGGGGCGACAGUCACAUUGGCAAAUGGGACUACUCUCACUUCGGACUACGUGCUUUGCACACUUAGUCUUGGCGUAUUACAAUAUGGUGAUGUCGCGUUCAAACCUACUCUUCCUUCGUGGAAGAUGGAAGCUAUUCAAAGCAUGGUCAUGGCUACAUAUACCAAAAUCUUCCUACAGUUCGAACAGAACUUCUGGUUCGAUACUGAGAUGGCUAUCUAUGCAGAUAAGGAACGGGGGAGAUAUCCGAUCUGGCAGAGUCUUGACCACGUCAAAUUCUUCCCUGGUUCUGGUCUCGUCUUUGUGACCGUCACCGGUGAUUUCUCACUGCGCAUCGAGGGCAUGGAAGAUUCGGAUGUUCAAGAGGAAGUCAUGGAAGUCCUCAGAGCCAUGUACCCCAACAUCACCGUUCCUGAUCCUGUGGCAUUCCAUUUCAAACGCUGGAACGCGGACCCUCUCUUCCGUGGCUCUUACUCCAACUGGCCCCCUUCUUUCCUUCCUGGUCACUCAGAAAAUCUGAGGGCUACGGUAGACAAGACACUCUGGUUUGCGGGUGAAGCGACGAGCUUGAAGUACUUCGGUUUCCUUCAUGGUGCGUAUUACGAGGGGUUGAACGCUGGGGAGGAGGUCGCCAAGUGCGUCGAGGGCCCUGUAUGUGCUGGGCGGCAGCAUCUGAAUAGCGUGGUUGAUGCCUCCCCCUACCCGUUCGUGUCUAUCACGUCUUAGGUGCUUAUGUUUGUUUCCCGAGCCGUGUUGUCGUCGCCUUGAGCAGUAUCGUUUUCGAGUACCGAUACAGUGUUAUUGAGGAUCGGUUCGAGGAUAAAUUAUUUCUUCAUGUAAAGGACC
This is a messenger RNA of Suillus clintonianus, 1979 nucleotides long. Its product is annotated as amine oxidase. Gene Ontology annotation, molecular function: oxidoreductase activity. The coding region runs from base 330 to 1859 and encodes 509 amino acids. The transcript is spliced from 10 exons. The record is from RefSeq and is a predicted model, not a curated record. NCBI's taxonomy places the organism in Eukaryota, Fungi, Basidiomycota, Agaricomycetes, Boletales, Suillaceae.